CUUUUCGGGUUUUAUUAUAUUUUUCCGUUUCGGCUUUUCCUACUUUUUUCAGGAUAACUUUUUUGACACAUAUCCAGAUUUCCCGAGCAGCGUUCAUAUAAAAAGGCAGAAGCACCCGCUCCGAUUGUCCCCGCCAGUCGAGCAGCACAAACCCUAACCCCUGCCAUCGAUCAUCCUCUGAGAUCUCUGAAAAUCAUCAACCCCGACCACAUGGGAUCCAAGAGAUUCAACUUCGGCGAUGGCGCCAGCCCCGGAAAAAUCUUCAUUGGUGGUUUAGCUAAGGAUACAACUCUAGAUCAAUUUGUGAAGUACUUUGGGAAGUAUGGAGAUAUCACAGACUCUGUUAUCAUGAAGGACCGUCAAACUGGACGACCCAGGGGGUUUGGGUUCAUCACGUAUGCUGAACCAGCUGUUGUUGACACUGUUAUUGCUGAAACCCAUAUCAUCAAUGGCAAACAGGUUGAGAUAAAGAGAACCAUUCCCAAAGGAUCUGCUGAAUCCAAGGAUAUCAAGACGAAGAAGAUUUUUGUUGGCGGUAUUCCUACCGUGGUAACUGAAGAUGAGUUAAAAAGCUUUUUCUCCAAGUAUGGGAAGGUGGUUGAACAUGAGAUCAUAAGAGACCAUGUGAGUAAACGAUCCCGUGGGUUUGGAUUUAUUGUAUUUGACAAUGAACAAGUGGUUGAUAAUAUUCUGGCUGAUGGAAACAUGCUAGAUAUGUCUGGUACCCAGGUUGAGAUCAAGAAAGCUGAACCAAAGAAACCCUCAUACCCUGCACCUGCUCCCGCCUAUGGUAGUGAGUCUAGGGCCCGUGGUUAUGGUGACAACUAUGGUGGAUUUGGCAAUAACUAUAGCGGUUUUGACAGUGGUGGUUUUGGCACUGCCUCUUAUAGGUCUUAUGGAGGCCUUGGGGGUGGUAGGUUUGGUGAAUAUGGAUAUGGUGCUGGUGAAUUUGGGGGCCGCUAUGGCGAAUUUGCUGGAGGUGAUUUUGGUGGUGGUUACCGUGGAGAGCCCUCACUUGGCUACUCCAGUCGCUUUGGCUCUUAUGGUGGUGGACUUGGUGGGGGAUAUGGUGGCAGUGGUUUAGGUCCAUAUGGUCGUGGUGGUGGUGGUGGUUAUGGAGGGUUUGGUGGAGCUGGCUCAGGUGCUGGUUAUGAUUCUGGCCCUGGUGCUGGUUAUGGUGGACCAGGAGGCAUGUAUGGAAAUAGGGCUGGCUAUAGUGGCAGUGGUCGAUACCAUCCAUAUGCCAGAUAGAUGUUAUACUAAACUUUUCCCAUAGGUGUUGCAGUCAGGUCUCUUGGUUAUUGCUUCUUAUCGCCCAGAGUUGAGUAGAUAUUCAAAGCCGUAGCAACUAGCAAGGAGGCACUGUCUAGAAGAUUGGAACAACCUUAGUUUAUUUUAAUAUUGUGGUUUAAGAGAAUUUUAUUAGAUAUAUCAUGCUUGAUUCUGAUUGAGCCUUGUGUUUGUAGUUUAGAUGCUUUCUUCAAAUUAUGAAGUUUGGAUUAGUUAGACCUCAAUGUUGGGCUGUUUAAUGUAUUUUUAAGGUUAAUAUUUUAGAUGAUUGUUGCAAGGGAAUGAUAUAAAUCUCUACUAAUAUAGUGAUUUAAGGUUACUUGUAAGACUAGUUAUUAGAGUUAAUACCAUUUUUAGUCCUCAAAGUAUAGUGGCUUUGCCACUUUUGGUCCUCAACUUUAAAAUUGACCAAUUUUGGUCUUCCAUGUAUUGAUUUUUUUUGGUCACUUUUGGCCUCUGGGAGAUUUUCUAUCAAAUGGUUGUUUGAGACAUGAUAAGACAUGUACUUUCAUUAUCCAAACCCCUAACCUAAAUCAUUCCAACUUCAAAGAAAAAACCUUAAAUCAUCUCAAACCUAUGAUACACAACAAGAAUACAUUGGAUGUGAAGACUGAUUGAAAAUUUUGGGAUGAUUUAGGGUUUUUCUCCUUCAAAUUUGGGAUGAUUUUGGGGGGUUGGAUAACAGAAAUGUUGUUUAGACCCCAUCUCAUACAGUCAUUUGACAGAAAAUCCACAGGAGGACCAAAAGUGGCAAAAAAAUAAUAUUUGAAGGAUUAAGGUUGGUCGACUUUAGAGUUGGAACCAAAAGUGGCAAAGCUACUAUACUCAAGGACUAAAAUGGUAUUAACUCCUAGUUAUUAUUAUCAUUUUUUGGUCAUAGACCCUAUCUAUAAGAUGGUAAACAGGUUUCAUGACACUGAACUAGUGCAUAUGUCUUAAGACAUGAAUUGUGUCUUGUGAUUAGGUUCACAGUGUGUUCUGAAGUAUUGUAGUUAGCUUGAUGGGCUGCUAUUUUAGAUUUUCCAGUUAUUAGUUUGUCUACUUUAUCAUAGUUUAUAUAAAUGAUAAUUAAAAAAACUAGUUAAUGAGCUAUGCUGCAAAGAUAUAGUUGCACUUAUUUUAUAUCUAACUGAUAGUGUAGUAAUGAAGUCCAGUUUUGCAUAGGGAUUUGAGAAGAUAGCUAUGAACUAGUAGUGAUUGUAAUUUAUUUAUUUAUUUUUUUUAAUGUAGUAGACUAAAAGUGUUGUAGAACAGUGACAAGGGGAUGGCUGGAGUUGUGUGAUGCUGUGGAUUUGAAACAGAAGUUUGGUAUGAUUGUUGGUGAUUAGAGAAAUGGGGAACCAUGGGUUGUCAGCUGUGUUAUGGUUCAUAAGAGAUGGCUCUUGUUGUGCUGCUAAAGAGAAUUCUGGGGUUCUCAUUGCUUCACUUGUAUGCAUUGGCCACUCAAGAAUAGAAUAAUACGGAGUAGUUGUUAGACUUUAAACCGAUAGAUAUAGGUUUUCUUACCCAGCCUAGUAUGCAACUGAAAGCCUGAAAGUUGAAACUUAGGUCUUGAUGCUGAGCUCAUUAUAUUUGAAAGCCGCUUCCCCAUUAGCAUUAGUUUGUAAAUUGGUAUUCCCUCCAUUCCAGAUUUCACGGUAGUAUGUAUUGGCAAUGUUAUGCAGCUGCUUCAGUCACACAAGUAUUGAGCAGGUAGACUGGCAGAAGAGGUUAGUGAUGCUACUCGCAAGAAUCCGGUCUGCCUUUUUUAUGACUGGAAUCCACUGGUGUGUUUACUACCGAAGAAGGAAAAGUAGAGAAUAUGAUUAUUUGUACAUCUGAAAAACAGAAGACAGUGAGUGGAGAAUGGGAAAUUGGAGAAAGGAAAAAGGAAAACAGCGAAUUGAAGUACGGUUUUGACUGGAAUCUCUUGUUUUUGCUGUCAUUUUUCCUCCUGUAAAUGGUAGUCUUAGCUAGUAGUGUUUUUGAUUUGUAAUUUUUCCAUGAAUGUAUGUACUCCAUGUAAACUUUACAGUACCAUAUGCCAGUUCAUAAGUAUCAGCUUCUCUGGGGCUUGCUUUGUUUUC
This is a messenger RNA of Ipomoea nil (Japanese morning glory), 3356 nucleotides long. Its product is annotated as heterogeneous nuclear ribonucleoprotein 1-like. Gene Ontology annotation, molecular function: RNA binding. NCBI's taxonomy places the organism in Eukaryota, Viridiplantae, Streptophyta, Magnoliopsida, Solanales, Convolvulaceae. The record is from RefSeq and is a predicted model, not a curated record. The transcript is spliced from 6 exons. Bases 211 to 1251 code for a protein of 346 amino acids. Gene Ontology annotation, cellular component: nucleoplasm. Gene Ontology annotation, biological process: regulation of gene expression.